GGCGGUCGAUGUUCGUGGAAGUUUGACAAAAUCGUAUAAAACUGAAAGGACAGGACUGAUAAAGACGAAUGAUUUCAGUGGGAACACAGGCUCAACCAGUGACAUUUCGGCGAUAUGUCGUCUAAGGAUAGGAAGGACACCAGAGAUGACCGAGAGUAUCGGGAAAGAGAUCGGGACAGGGAGAGGAGAAGAUCUCGCUCUCGGUCAAGGGACCGCGAUCGCAGGGACAGGCACCGAGAUGACAAGAAGACUCGGGAGAGAGAUCGUGACAAAGACAGAGAGCGGGACAGAGAUCGAGAGCGCGACAGGGACCGCUACCGAUCACGACGUGACAGAUCCCGGUCACCUAACAACAGGAAGCAAAGAGCAAAAAGGGAAAGACAAGAUGAGGAGGAUGAAGACGACGAGAAAGUUGAGAAGAAGCAACCGGUAUCCUUGGAGGAGAUGCUUGCCAAGAAGGCAGCAGAGCAAGAAGCUCAAUCCAAGCCGAAGUUUCUGACCAAGGAGGAGCGAACCCAGCUGGCCCUACAGAAGAGGAAAGCAGAAGUAGAUGCCAAGCGGCAAGCUCAGGAAGAAGCACGGAAGAAACAGCUGGAAUUCCUGAAGAAUUCUCAGCUAGCAAGUGACCCGAGAGAACGCGAAAGGAUGGAACGGCGGGAGAGACGAGAACGGAGAGAGCGGGAGGACGACCAGUCCAAGGGGCGAGAGCGGGAGGAAGAGAAGGAGAAACAGGCCAUCAAGGAUCGAUACCUUGGAGUUGUUAAGAAGAAGCGACGCAUUCGGCGACUGAACGACCGGAAAUUCGUCUUCGAUUGGGACGCAGGGGAAGACACAUCAGUGGACUUCAAUCCGAUCUACAAGGAGAAGCACGAGGCUCAGUUGUUUGGGCGGGGCCACAUCGGAGGCAUCGACAUCAAGCAACAGAAGAAGGAGGCGCGAUUCUACUCGGAGCUCCUGGAGAAGCGACGAACCGGAAAGCAGAAGGAGCAGGAAAGGUCGCGACUGAAGAAGGAAGACAAGAAGGAGCAGAAGCAGAAGUGGGACGACCGGCACUGGAAGGACAAGAAGCUGGCCGAGAUGACAGAGCGGGACUGGCGCAUCUUCCGGGAGGACUACAACAUCAGCACCAAGGGGGGCCGCAUCCCCACCCCGCUACGCUCCUGGGAUGAGUGCGAUGGCAUCCCAUCCAACAUCAGCGCCGUCAUCAAGAGUUUGAAUUACAAGGAACCCACGCCCAUUCAGCGGCAGGCCAUUCCUAUUGGACUGAUGAACCGUGAUAUCAUUGGCGUUGCCGAGACCGGCAGCGGCAAAACAGCUGCCUUCCUGAUCCCUCUCCUCGUGUGGAUUACCACGCUGCCUAAAAUCCAGCGGGAAGAAGACGUGGACCAGGGGCCCUACGCAAUCAUCUUGGCUCCCACCCGUGAGCUGGCCCAGCAGAUUGAGGAGGAGACGCUGCGCUUCGGCCAACCGCUAGGCAUCCGCUCCGUCUCCAUCAUCGGAGGCAUCUCCAGGGAGGACCAGGGCUUCAAGUUGAGGAAGGGAUGCGAGGUCGUCAUAGCGACCCCCGGCCGUCUUAUCGACGUGCUUGAGAAUCGCUAUCUGGUGCUCAACCAGUGUACGUAUGUCGUCUUGGACGAGGCUGAUCGAAUGAUUGACAUGGGCUUUGAGCCGGACGUCCAGAAAAUUCUGGAGUACCUACCAGUGACCAAUCAGAAGCCAGACACCGAAGAUGCCGAAGAUACCGAAGUCCUGCUCGCAAAUUUUGCCACCAAGCACAAAUUCCGACAGACCGUGAUGUUCACCGCCACCAUGCCUACCGCCGUGGAGCGUGUAGCGCGAUCCUACCUGCGCCGUCCGGCAGUCGUCUACAUCGGUUCAGUCGGUAAACCCGUGGAAAAGGUCCAACAAGUUGUCUACAUGGUCUCUAACCAAGAAAAGAGGCACCAGCUGGUACAGAUUCUGGAGAAGGGUUACGAGCCGCCCAUCAUGAUCUUCGUCAACCAGAAGAAGGGAUGCGACGUGCUGGCCAAGUCACUCGAGAAGAUGGGAUACAAUGCUGUCACCCUCCACGGAGGCAAGAGCCAGGAACAGCGAGAGUACGCCUUGGCCAGUCUCAAGACGGGCGUCAAGGACAUCCUGGUGGCCACGGACGUGGCCGGUCGGGGUAUCGACGUCCGCGACGUGUCCAUCGUCAUCAACUUUGACAUGGCCAAGAACAUUGAAGAUUACACCCAUCGCAUCGGGCGUACGGGCCGCGCGGGCAAGACAGGCACGGCGAUCACGUUCCUGACGCCGGACGACAGCGACGUCUACUACGACCUGAAGCAGCUGCUGCUGUCCAGCCCCGUCUCCUCCUGUCCCCCCGAGCUGGCCAGCCACCCCGAUGCCCAGAACAAGCCGGGCACCGUCAUGAACAGGAAGAAGCGACAGGAGGAGACCAUCUUCGCCAACUGAGCAGGCUUGUGGUUUCAGUUUUGGGCGAGGGGUCGGUGGUGUUUUUUUUUCAAAAUUGCCAGGUCAAACGCUGAAUGACACAAAGUCGUCACUACCUUGUAGUUUUCCUUGUCCUCAGUAUAAAUUUGUAAGCAAAUAUCCCCAAACCAAGUAGAUGUGGGUAAUUUUGAUAUUUGACAAUGCCUUUAUUCCCCCCCCCCGUAAUGGAAGAGUGGAUUUCCCAAAUGUGAAGUUGCCAUUUUGGUUUUCCUUCAGAAUCCCAACUUCCCCUGGUUCCCCGUAGUCAGUUUCAAUAGCUUCGAUAUUAUUAAAUACAGUUGAAUGUCGAGGGACACCAGUUACACUCUUGUUGUUCUUCAGUUAUUCAUACAUGUGGCUGUCCGUUAUCUGAGGGGAUUUAUCUCAACUUGGAAUAAACCCUUCAAUUGGAGUAACGCUGGCAUUCCCUAUUAAACGAACAAGUAAAAACAUUUACACUUGUUUCUGAUUCAUACAAUUUAUUCAGUUUAGAACUGACAGUCUAUGUAGUCCAUCUCAUAUCCCUGUAUUGGAAAUUAGAGUAUUUACACUAAAGGUACUUUUCCAAGAAUUUCUAAAAUUUUGGAAAGUUUCAUUUUUGUCCACAGCUGAAAACAAAUUGUUGAAGAAAAAGAAACAACUGGAUAAGCUAAGAGAGUGGGAACAUCACACAAAAGAUCACUCCUCAAAAGUAUGGACAAUGGCAUCAAAUGUUCAAAGCAGGAAAAGGUUUCACAUUUUCCAACACAAAGAAAGUGCAUUGAUAUGAUAAACUUACGGUUCAUGUUUCUCUCUAUAAAGCUGCUAAUAAAAUCUAUUUUUACUAAAUAAAUUUCAUAGGUAUACAUUUUUUUCAUAAUACAAUUAAAUUUGAUAUUUUGAUUUCCUAGAUCCAGUACUUUUUUCUCAUAAAUGCUCACCUCUUUAAAUUGUAUUAAACACGGAGACCAACAUCUGCUAAAUAUGCGUUGGGUUUCACCCUUUUUCCCAAAUCUUGGCCUCUUCUCAAAGCUGUGCACUCAUUUUCAGACAUUUACUGUCGGAGCCAAAUAAAUGUACUCAAAGCUCUGGCUUCCAGCCAGACAAUGCCUCCAACUCGGGCCGGCUCAAAGCUCACAAAACCAACAUUUGGACACCACCCCCCAUUGUACCCACAGCAAAGAAAGUGGCACCACAGUGUACCAUUAAUUCAGGCAUGCAAUUUUUUCUCGGCUCAGCGGAUUUCCUUGUUUUCCACUUCACGCUCAUGCCGAUGAAAAUUGAAAAAAGCCGUACAAAGUCUUGUAAAGAUUGGAAUUUCCUUGUGUUUUGUCCAAGUCCAAGUUACAUGCCUGUAGAUUAUAGCAAGGUCUUGCGACAGCAUGAUGGUAUCUAUGUGGUGUAACUUAAUUACAGUGAGAGAUUAUUGCAGCUCCGCAGUGUUACAUUAGAGACCCUGACCGGACGGGUUACACUCUGUCAACUUCCCCAAACAAGAAAAUGUUGUAAAGAGUGAACGAGCACCAGUUGUAAAAGUUGUAAAUACGUGCCCACUUAAACAUGGUAAUCCGGACGGAAAGAUAGCUAUGACAGUGGUGGUGUUGUUUUUCAUUGUAUUGGUGAAGAAAAUGGUUCAUUAAUGUA
This is a messenger RNA of Acanthaster planci (crown-of-thorns starfish), 4095 nucleotides long. RefSeq names its product putative ATP-dependent RNA helicase DDX23. Lineage: Eukaryota; Metazoa; Echinodermata; Asteroidea; Valvatida; Acanthasteridae. The record is from RefSeq and is a predicted model, not a curated record. Gene Ontology annotation, molecular function: nucleic acid binding; RNA helicase activity; ATP binding.